Molecule: messenger RNA, 1765 nt
Organism: Benincasa hispida (wax gourd)
Lineage: Eukaryota; Viridiplantae; Streptophyta; Magnoliopsida; Cucurbitales; Cucurbitaceae
Gene: TBL27
Product: TRICHOME BIREFRINGENCE-LIKE 27
Cellular component (GO): Golgi apparatus
Molecular function (GO): O-acetyltransferase activity
Source: RefSeq, a predicted model, not a curated record
GUUUUGGGCCAAAACCCAAAAUCCACAAGUAAAUGAGGUCCUUGUCUGCAAAAUUGACUCCAUCGGCCAUCCUGCAGAACUCGAGAAGGAAAAAGAAAAAAGACAAAGACGAGAGCUUUUCGUCUUUGUCUGUCCAUUGAAGUCGCAGAAAUCAAAAGAAAGUAAGGUUUGAAGAAAUGGGUUUCAUUACAAAUCUCUUGAAAGAACAGCGGCAUACUCUGUUUCUCAGAAAGCUCCUACCAUGGACCUUUUAUGCCCUUCUUCCAAUAGCCUUCUUCCGGUUAUACUUUCAUCCUAUCCAUCUUCCAGAAAGUUCCAUUCCUCAAAUACCUCAAAUCAUCGUUUCUUCUUCUUCAUCUUUGUCUCCUCCUCGUUUUUCACCUUCCCCUGUUCUUGAAGAAGAAGUAAAUGCUGUUAAUGAAACUCCAUGUGAUUACACCGACGGCAAAUGGGUCCCCGACAAGUUGGGACCUUUAUACAAUGGCUCAACCUGCAGUACAAUCAAAGAAGCCCAAAAUUGCAUCGCUCAUGGCCGCUCUGACUUGAGCUAUCUUUACUGGCGAUGGAAGCCCCACAAAUGCUCUCUCUCAAGGUUUGACCCCGACAAAUUUUUUCACUUAACGACUAACAAACACAUUGCGUUCAUUGGCGAUUCAAUGGCUAGAAACCAAUUGGAAUCCCUCCUCUGUAUUUUAUCCUCUGUUUCCACACCCCAACUCGUUUACAGAGAUGGCGAGGACAAUAAAUUCCGGCGAUGGAAUUUCCCAACUCAUAAUCUCACUGUUUCCGUUUACUGGUCACCGUUUCUUGUCGAUGGAAUUGAAAAAUCUAACACCGGCCCUAAUCACAACAAACUGUUUCUACAUCGUGUGAAUGAGAGAUGGGCUGUGGAUUUAGAUGAUUUCCACUUAGUUGUAUUCUCAAUCGGCCAUUGGUAUUUACAUCCAGCAGUUUAUUACGAAGGGGAUGAAUUAGUAAUGGGUUGUCAUUAUUGCCCUGGUUUAAACCACACCGAGAUUGGAUUCUAUGACGCUUUGAGAAAGGCUUUAAGAACAACAUUUCAGACUGUAAUCGACAGAAGAAAUCCGACAAACAGCGAUGAAAUCGACAUAUUCUUAGCUACAUUUUCCCCCUCGCACUUCGAAGGGGAGUGGGACAAAGCUGGGGCGUGCCCCAGAACAAAGCCGUAUAAGGAAAAUGAGAAGAAAUUAGAGGGUAUGGAUGCAGAAAUAAGGGGGAUAGAAAUGGAGGAAGUUGAAGAGGCAAAAUCCAGAGCGAAACAGAGUGGGGGGCUGAGAAUUGAAGCGUUGGAUGUGACGAAGUUAUCGAUGUUGAGGCCUGAUGGGCAUCCUGGUCCUUACAUGAUUGCAUCUCCAUUUGCCAAUAGGAUUGGAGAUCGUAUUCAGAAUGACUGUGUUCAUUGGUGCUUGCCUGGGCCUGUUGAUACUUGGAACGAGAUUCUUUUGCAAAUUAUGAACAAUUGGGAGAGACAAUCAAGUAGAGGCAGAGGAUUUUGAGGGUAUAUUCACUCUCAAACUUUAUUACAUUCAUACAUACUCUCUUAUAUUUGUUUACUUCCAAUCUUUACAAAUUACACCUGUUUGAUGUAAGUGGAAUGUUUGAAUCUCCAUAAAUUUUACACCAAAAAAAAGAAUGGUUAAAUUACAAGUUUAGUUUUUUGAAGUCUAAGAAUUGUGUCUAUUAAUAAUGUCAAAUUAUUGAUCCUUAAACUUUCAAUUUUGUAUCUAGUAAACUUCAAUUUUUG